Dovyalis caffra is the source of this 996-nucleotide messenger RNA. The record is from the annotation of a GenBank genome assembly. NCBI's taxonomy places the organism in Eukaryota, Viridiplantae, Streptophyta, Magnoliopsida, Malpighiales, Salicaceae.
AUGGGGAUGAGAGAGGAGAUGGAGCAGAAGGAAGAGGGAGUCAUGGCAACUGACUUCUUUUGGUCUUAUACGGAUGAACCUCAUGCUUCUAGGAGAAGAAAGAUCCUCUCUCAAUACCCUCAAAUUAAAGAGCUUUUUGGACCUGAUCCCUGGGCUUUUUUUAAGAUUACUGUGGUUGUUUCACUUCAGCUUUGGACUGCUACAUUACUUCAUGAUGCUGGGUGGCUGAAGAUUCUGGCAAUAGCCUACUUCUUUGGCUCUUUCCUCAACCACAAUCUUUUCUUAGCCAUCCAUGAGCUCUCCCACAAUCUCGCCUUCUCGACUCCAGUCUACAACAGGUGGCUUGGUAUUUUUGCUAAUCUCCCUAUUGGUGUACCCAUGUCUGUAACUUUCCAAAAGUAUCACCUUGAGCAUCACCGCUUCCAAGGAGUAGAUGGCAUUGAUAUGGACAUCCCAAGCCAUACUGAAGCCUAUCUUGUGACUAAUGCUGUCACAAAAUCCAUUUGGGUUAUGUUGCAACUCUUCUUCUAUGCUUUGCGGCCUCUGUUUCUCAAACCAAAGCCCCCUGGCUAUUGGGAGUUCACUAAUUUUUCCAUUCAGAUAGCCCUAGAUGCUGCCAUGAUUUAUUUUUGGGGCUGGAGAUCUUUUGCUUAUUUGAUCCUUUCCACAUUCGUCGGUGGAGGUAUGCAUCCAAUGGCUGGUCAUUUCAUCUCAGAACAUUAUGUCUUCAAUCCAGACCAAGAGACAUAUUCGUACUAUGGCCCCCUUAAUUUUCUAACUUGGCAUGUGGGGUACCAUAAUGAACAUCAUGAUUUCCCGAGGAUUCCUGGGAACAAGCUUCACAAGGUGAAGGAGAUUGCACCAGAGUAUUAUGAGGGCUUAGAGUCACAUAAAUCUUGGAGCCAGGUCAUAUACAUGUAUAUUAUGGACAGGAAAGUCGGACCCUUUAGCCGGAUGAAGAGAAAGGUUCCAAGUGCUACUAAGAAAUCUGAAUAG